Molecule: messenger RNA, 959 nt
Organism: Lymnaea stagnalis (great pond snail)
Lineage: Eukaryota; Metazoa; Mollusca; Gastropoda; Lymnaeidae
Source: the annotation of a GenBank genome assembly
GUUAGACAUGUCCAAAUCUGAUAUAACAGGACUGGCUUACAUUUGCUGCCUGGACUCUACCGAUGACUUUAUCGGCAGACUCAUUACCUCAGAUGGCAAUCAGUACAGUAUACAAGGUAACUUGCAUCAAUGCAGUGGUCAGGAUCACGAUGACCACAACAUGGAUGACGACCAUCAUACCUGUUGCUAUGACGACACUACAAAAAGUGUCAAUCUGAGCAUCACCCGCCUUGACGAGGAAUCGGAAUCCGAUCAUUUCACCAUACCGCGUGUGAUGAAAUCAGGACGAGAUAAUUUCUCUUUGACGUCCAGUUUAGUUGAUUUUUCAACAGAUCAAAUUCUUGUUGGUGAAAAAGCAGAUUCAUUUAUAGAUAAUUAUCUUUCACAAGAACUUGUUGGUAAAGACUGCAUUGUCUGUAUAGGGGAGAUGACAUUGAAGCAUGCACCUUCAUAGUUUGACCUUCCGGUUAAUGGAUACAGACAUCGAAAACCUGGCGGGGGGGGGGGGGAGAGAGAGAGAAACACAUGCGAAGUGUGGACCUACAGGGGCGUUGGAAAAGAUGCAUAUUUUCUGCUGACAAUUUUUGAUGAAAACCCUGUAACUGACAUUGUAACAUAAAGACUGCAUUUUUUGUAUAGGGGAGAUGACAUUGAAGCAUGCACCUUCAUAGUUUGACCUUCCGGGUAAUGGAUACAGAAAUCGAAAACCUGGGGGGGGGGGGGGGUAGAGAGAGAGAAACACAUGCGAAGUGUGGACCUACAGGGGCGUUGGAAAAGAUGCAUAUUUUCUGCUGACAAUUUUUGAUGAAAACCCUGUAACUGACAUUGUAACACAUUGACAUUCACAUUGAUUUUAAUUUUUGUUCUAAAUUUCUUGUUAAAAUAUUGGUGACACUAAUGUUAUCAUGUUUGUUAAGACUCAUUUGUAAAUUACAAUAAAGCACUUUUUUACGUUAAAA